CAGAAGUUUGCAUGAGAGCGGGAUUGUGAGUCCCGAUUGCAGGGAACUCCGGGACCCCGUUUUGUGCAACUGUUUACUGCAAUUUUUGGCACGGACAUCUAAAAGACUGUACUGUAUCCAGCGAGGCUACAUUCCUUUAAUAAGUUCAAGAACUGAAGUUUCCGUGAAGGAAGGAAUCCAAGAGGCCACUGUGUCCCUUGGACAAGUUUAGGUCGUGUCCUGAUCGCUAUGCAUGCGUGUUGACAUAGCUUGUUUUUGGUUGCUUCAGAGAAUUUUCCAGCUUCAGAGAAUGAGCACUUCCAAGAGAACCCAGAAUCGAACAAUGGUGUGUAUACGUCCUUCAUGAAGUCUCAUCGCUGCUACGACCUGAUCCCCACGAGCUCCAAGUUGGUUGUGUUUGAUACUUCCCUGCAGGUAAAGAAAGCUUUCUUUGCCCUGGUGACCAAUGGUGUUCGAGCUGCCCCUCUGUGGGAUAGUAAGAAGCAGAGUUUUGUGGGCAUGCUGACCAUCACUGACUUCAUCAACAUCCUGCACCGAUACUAUAAGUCAGCCUUGGUACAGAUCUAUGAACUGGAAGAACACAAGAUAGAAACUUGGAGAGAGGUAUACCUGCAAGACUCCUUCAAGCCCCUGGUCUGCAUUUCUCCAAAUGCCAGUUUGUUUGAUGCUGUCUCUUCACUAAUUCGAAAUAAGAUCCACAGGCUUCCAGUUAUUGACCCAGAGUCAGGCAACACCCUGUACAUCCUUACUCACAAGCGCAUCCUCAAGUUCCUCAAGUUGUUUAUCACUGAGUUCCCCAAGCCAGAAUUCAUGUCUAAGUCUCUGGAAGAGCUGCAGAUUGGUACCUAUGCCAACAUUGCUAUGGUCCGUACUACCACGCCUGUCUAUGUGGCUCUAGGCAUCUUUGUACAGCACCGAGUUUCCGCCUUGCCUGUGGUGGAUGAGAAAGGGCGUGUUGUGGACAUCUACUCCAAGUUUGAUGUGAUUAACUUGGCAGCAGAAAAGACCUACAACAACCUAGAUGUGUCUGUGACGAAAGCUCUGCAGCACCGGUCCCACUACUUUGAGGGUGUUCUCAAGUGCUAUCUCCACGAGACACUGGAGACCAUCAUCAAUAGACUGGUGGAAGCGGAGGUUCACCGUCUGGUGGUGGUGGAUGAGAAUGAUGUGGUCAAGGGCAUUGUAUCGCUGUCCGACAUCCUGCAGGCUCUGGUGCUCACAGGUGGAGAGAAGAAGCCCUGAGCAUGGGGAGGGACAGGCAAGCCGCUCCAGUGCCCUCCUUGGCCCCUCCUUGCCUCCCGGAAGCUCUGGGAAUCAUGAAAUCCUGGAGGAACUGAGUCUGUUCCCUCAGGAGCUCCAUAGCCACUGUCUGGAACUACAGGAGACCGGGCAAUGAAGAGAAAGGACUUUAGCUUCCCUUGCCAUCAUGUGUACAUUUGAGAGAACUUUCAGCCUAGCCAGUCCUAGAACCUGUGCCCUUAGACUUGGCCCGCUUCUGGGUGAACCAUGGGCUUUGUGCUCCUUGGGCGGAUUCUGAUCUCUAAGAGAUCCCUCCACCUCCCCGUGCUCCACCUGUCUCUGCGCUCACUCUCUGCAAAGGUCUUCUUAAAAAUAUAUCUAUUCAUCCUGCUUCAUUUCUGUGGAGGAGGCUGAGUCCAUUUAAUGUCACUCCUUCCCGUGAAUGUUGUGGGGAGGUGCAUGUCUGGGUUCCUGUUCUGUGUGCAUUGAAGGCAGAUGGCUAUGUGGAGGAGGGCAAUGGGUAGGUAGCCAAGAUUAAUGCUUUUUGUGGCAAAUCUAAUUAAAUAAUGAGGUUUUCAUCAUGGUA
Arvicola amphibius (Eurasian water vole) is the source of this 1825-nucleotide messenger RNA. RefSeq names its product protein kinase AMP-activated non-catalytic subunit gamma 1 (gene Prkag1). The record is from RefSeq and is a predicted model, not a curated record. Bases 343 to 1242 code for a protein of 299 amino acids. Lineage: Eukaryota; Metazoa; Chordata; Mammalia; Rodentia; Cricetidae. The transcript is spliced from 12 exons.